AGCUCUCACAAGCGCUCCAGGUCGGCAGCUGCCCUGUCCCUCCUACGGAGAGCCAGAGACUCGAGCGCCGAUGCAGCCUCCCCCUCGAACCCCGUCGGUGCCUCUCCCUCGGUAGAGCUGCCUCCUCCUCAAGCCGCCGCCGCAGCCGCCACCGUCUCCAUGUCUAGCCAUCAGGCCAACAGGAGCCAGAGCUCUCGACUCUCCGCCGUCGCCUCCAACAACGGCAGGACGCCGUCAAUCCAACCCCCUGCCCCCUCCGCCUCGAGGGCCUCCGGCAGCCUCUACGACAAGGGCAACUCCCUCGAGCAGUCUGUGCGCAAGUUCCGCAUCGUCGAGGCCCUGCGCAGCGGAGAUACCGCCUCCAUCUCCAAGGCCAUCCGCGACACCUCCGACAGCGGGCCCCGCGCCAGCACGUCCUCCAUGAGCACCCUCGCCGGGGGCUCUCUCGAGGAUACCACCGUGCUGCACCUCGCCAUCCAGUGCGCCGAGUUUCCUGUCGUCGAGUAUACCGUCUCCGAUGGUGCAGGCUACAUUGACAUCAACGCCCGCGACAAGGAUGGGAACACGCCUCUGCACAUCGCCGCCACGCAGGGCCGUACCCAGGUCGUGAAGCUGCUACUGGAGCAGGACGACAUCAACGAUGCCAUCACGAACAACCAGGGCCGUCUGCCCCUCGACCUCGCUCGCAAUGCCGACAUCUUCCAGUCGCUGCAGCUAUCGCGCUCGCUGUUCGCCGAGGGCAAGAUCAGACAGGUGCAGGAGCUGAUCGGCAGACAGGACUAUAAAACCCUCGAGCAGGUGUUGGAGGAGACGCGCCUUAAGACGGUGCUGGACAUCAACAGUACUGAGUUCGUCCUCGACCCGGUGACGGUCCAAGCUGGAGGCACACUGCUGCACGAGGCGGCAAGGCGCAAGAAUACCACGUUGAUCCAGCUGCUGCUGCUGCACGGGGCAGACCCCUUCAGGCGUGACCGCAAGGGCAAGCUGCCGCAGGAUGUCACCAAGGAUGAUGUGACCCGUGCCAUGCUGAAAAAGUCCCCUGCCGCGGUGGCUGCACAGCGCGGGAUUCAGGAGAAGGCUGUUCUCGGGACCGCGUCGCAGGUUGCCGCCGCCACCCCCGGUGACCCCCUGCUGGGCAAGGAGGCGAGAGAGAUGAAGGGAUACCUGAAGAAGUGGACAAACUACCGCAAGGGUUACCAGCUGAGGUGGUUCGUUCUAGAAGACGGAGUCCUCAGCUACUACAAGCACCAGGACGACUCGGGGUCCGCCUGCCGUGGUGCCAUCAACAUGCGCAUCGCGAAGCUCAACAUGUCUCCGGACGAGAAGACCAAGUUCGAGAUUAUCGGCAAGUCUUCGGUCAAAUACACUCUGAAGGCGAACCACGAGGUCGAGGCCAAGCGCUGGUUCUGGGCCCUGAACAAUGCGAUCCAGUGGACCAAGGACCAGGCCAAGGAGGAAGAGCGCCAGCGUGCUGCCAAUGCCGAGAUGUUGAGCAAGGCCAAGGAGCAGGCGCAGGUUGGUGUAGGCGGCGAGGCACCGAGCGAGAACAACAACUUCCUUGAGCCGGUUCCCAGGGGCAGUACCCAGCUCAGCCGCCUAGCAUCUAACAACAACAAGUCACAGGGUAAAAUGACGAGCACGGGAGGAAGUUUUGUAGAGGACGAUGACUAUGCAGAGACGGAAAAUGAGACCAGGGCCGGUAUGUCUGUCAUGCAGGAGGACCACGACGACGACGACGACUACGGCGAGGCGUCGAGCGGCAGGGAUCAGCCGGGCGCUGGCAAGGACGCCUUCAACAUCACUGCACAGUCUCUAAAACUGCAACUGGACACGAUGGCCCAGGUCAACGCUGCCCUGGUCGCGGAGGCCAGCCAGAACCCGGGCGUGAAGUUGUCAGACCCUAAGACGGCCGGUGCCUUGGCUACGUACGACGCCGCAAUUCGCUCUAUGCUUGGGCUCAUUGGCGACCUGAUGAGGAUCUCUCGUGAUAGGGAUGCCUUUUGGCAGUACCGUCUCGAUCGGGAGACUGACAUGAGGAGGAUGUGGGAAGAGAGCAUGGCUCACGUCGCCAAGGAGCAGGAAGUCUUGCAAGCACGCAUCGGCGAGUCUGAGGAGAAGCGCAAGCAGACGAAGCGCAUGCUUAAGGAGGUCGUCGGCAAUGCCAGCAUCACCGACAGCCCUAAUCUGUCCGAGGUGCCAGAGGAGGGCGAGGUCUCGGCCGCAAACACGCCUGCCUUGUCUCAGAAGUCGCCAGCAAGGUUCUUCACCCGCCGCGAGACCGUGCUGACGGAACUUGCGAACUUAUCCGAGGACGACUCAGAUGUGGAUGAGGAGUUCUUCGACGCGGUUGACUCUGGAGAGAUUGAGGCCGAGCCUUUGCCUCCCGUCACUGCAACGACUACAGCAGUUACCACCGAUGGCAAGAAAGAGUCGGCGGCCGAUUCUGGCAUCAUCGACAUCAGCAGCUCUUUUAGCGGAUACGAAAAUGGUAUUCGUUCAAAACUGAAGAUUGAUGCCGACAACAGGCCAAAGAUCUCACUUUGGGGUAUUCUGAAAUCUAUGAUCGGCAAGGACAUGACCAAAAUGACACUGCCCGUCACCUUCAACGAGCCCACCUCCUUGCUCUACCGCUGCGGCGAAGACAUGGAGUAUGCUGACCUCCUGGAUCUUGCUGCUGACCGAUCCGACUCGAUCGAGCGCCUUCUGUACAUCGCUGCUUUUGCUGCAAGCGAGUACGCUUCGACCAUCGGCCGUGUUGCCAAACCUUUCAAUCCACUCCUUGGCGAGACGUUUGAAUACGUCCGACCCGACAAGAACUACCGCUUUUUCAUCGAGCAGGUCAGCCACCACCCACCUGUCGGUGCUGCCUGGGCUGAGUCGCCGAGGUGGACGUACUACGGCGAGUCACAUGUGAAAUCCAAGUUCUAUGGCCGAUCGUUUGACAUCAAUCCCCUCGGCACGUGGUUCUUGAAGCUGCGGCCGACAUCGGGCGGAAAAGAAGACUAUUUCACGUGGAAGAAGGUGACAUCUUCAGUCAUUGGUAUCAUCACAGGCAACCCCACCGUCGACAACUACGGACCCAUGGAGGUCAAGAACUGGACGACGGGCGAGGUAUGCUACCUGGACUUCAAGCCGCGUGGCUGGAAGGAAUCGUCCGCAUAUCAGAUCACCGGUAAAGUCGUCGACGCGAGUGGGCACGUGCGCAUCUCCAUCGGCGGCCGGUGGAACUCGAAGUUGUACGCGCGCGUCACACCAGGCUACGAGGCCACCGUCGAGGCACCCUCAGAUGCCGCCAACGACUCGGCUUCCAUCUACAAGGGCAGCUUCAACGACCCCAGCAAGGCAUUCCUGAUCUGGCAGGCCAACCAGCGGCCUAAGGGGAUCCCCUUCAACCUGACGCCGUUUGUGCUCACCUUCAAUCACAUCGACGACAAGCUGCGACCAUGGCUCCCGCCAACCGACUCGCGGCUGCGGCCCGACCAGCGCGCCAUGGAGGAGGGCCAGUACGACUUUGCCGCUACGGAGAAGAACCGGCUGGAGGAGGGCCAGCGCGCACGGCGGCGGGCGCGCGAGGCCGAGGGAGGCGAGUUCGUGCCGGCAUGGUUCACGAAAGCUAAGUGCGAGAUCACAGGCGAGGAGUACUGGAAGUUCAACGGCAAGUACUGGGAGCAGCGGGAGAAGGCGGGCAAGGGGGAUGCCAAGGCCUGGGAGGGACUGGAGCAGAUUUACGAGUAAUUUAAGCAAGGAAAUUGAACGUUGAAAGGCAAGUGUUGUGGUGAGCAUAACAAGAAAUGGUGCGCGCGCGAGAGAGAGAGAGCGAGCCGGAUGGAGUAGUAUUUUUAGUUGACGCGAGAGAGGGAAGAUGUUCCAUCUUUUGGUGUUGCUCUGUUGUUGAUUUUAUUAUGAGGGAUGAAGACCCAUGGUACACAAUGACGGGCUCCUAUGCAUCGUCUUUCCUUGUAUAGACAAGCACAUAGCAGUCUGAUUCUGAAUAUGAUGUUCCAUUGAACACCUUGAUACC
Cryphonectria parasitica EP155 is the source of this 4021-nucleotide messenger RNA. RefSeq lists its product as uncharacterized. The transcript is spliced from 2 exons. Gene Ontology annotation, molecular function: sterol binding; protein binding. Gene Ontology annotation, biological process: endocytosis; maintenance of cell polarity; exocytosis. Bases 160 to 3735 code for a protein of 1191 amino acids. Gene Ontology annotation, cellular component: nuclear envelope; intracellular membrane-bounded organelle; membrane. The record is from RefSeq and is a predicted model, not a curated record. Lineage: Eukaryota; Fungi; Ascomycota; Sordariomycetes; Diaporthales; Cryphonectriaceae.